Messenger RNA from Penicillium canescens, 2760 nucleotides. RefSeq lists its product as uncharacterized. Gene Ontology annotation, biological process: regulation of DNA replication; leading strand elongation; mismatch repair. The transcript has 10 exons. Gene Ontology annotation, cellular component: PCNA complex. Gene Ontology annotation, molecular function: DNA binding; DNA polymerase processivity factor activity; myosin binding. The record is from RefSeq and is a predicted model, not a curated record. Bases 1 to 2760 code for a protein of 919 amino acids. Lineage: Eukaryota; Fungi; Ascomycota; Eurotiomycetes; Eurotiales; Aspergillaceae.
AUGGAAUCACUCGUUUAUGAGAACUCGCCCUUGGCCGACUACCUCGAAGGCGAAGGUGGACACGAGGAGAGUUGGCCGGUGGAGGAGAACCAAAGCGAUGAUGAUCAUACCAGUGCUUUGAACUUUGCCCCUCGAGGGGCUUCCAAAUUCCAGACCCGCGUUCGAAACAAGCUACCGAAGCCCCUCGAUCUCAGAUGUACACCGCGGAGCGAAUUUGCCGGUAAACUGUACGAUGCUUGCUCGUCUGCCUUGAACGUCCGACUACCGCGCAGCGAUAACGAGCGAUUUUUGGAACAAUUUGGUUACGUUAUUGUCGCAUCGCAGCUGCUGAACGAGCACAGCGCCCCCUCCUACACCUCCGCCUCCGAUGUCCUCUCAGCAACACAACCCACAGCCCCUCCUUCAUUAUCUACAACGUUCGGAAUACAAGGUGCCAUUGUCACGGCCUGCACGUCUUUCUCUAUUGCUUGGUUAUUACAUUGGAGUCGUUCAAGGACAGGGUCGGGACUCAAUCCUAAAAAGAUUGGAGUGCUCCUGAUCCUUGUUCCGGUUCUUGGUGUUAUGUUCUACGCCUUUGCGAAACGGCAAUGGUUGAAAUACCUCCGUCAUCAGGCUGUAGAAGCAGCUGGCACAUUUAUUGGAAAUGCCCAGGGCUUUGAUUCAGCCGCCUCGGCCUCUGUUGUUUUCAUACAGGAGGUUGAACUUGUUUCCCGGGGCUAUCGGAUAAGCACACCCCUGCCCCCUAUCAGUCGACUCGAGGAUCAAGUACAAACGCGCCGAUGCUUGAGACUGCGCAGAACGGUUUCAGAGUGCUUUUACUCGAUGCUCGAGCGAUACGUUCGAUCUGAGAACACUCUUCGCCCGCUUACUGACGAGGCCAACCUCGCCAAAUAUUACGACAUUUAUGACAUUGGACUGGAGGAACUUGGGGCAAUUGAAUCGUCUCUAUCGCAUCGAACAAAUGAUGACCAAUACUCGCUGCGCGCCCUCAGGGAUCUAUUUGGGAAACUCUACAGUGUGCGGAAGAGCGUUUUAUGUUGUUUGUUGGCUCUUAGUGCCGACGGUGGAGGUUCCGACAUAGCGAGAUGGAGUUCAGCCGUUGAAGAGAUGCGUGAGCUCGCGGCAGUGACUGGAGACAGCAUGUUAAAGAUGACUGCUAUCCUGAAUGAGGAAGAUCGUGACAAUAUUCCUCCAUCGCCAUUGCCAUCCGCCUCCGCAUCGCCAAGCAAGGAUCAUCUACGGGCCCAAAUUCGACGGUUCAGUUCCUUGUCUCAAGGGGUCCGUGCCUUGCAUGCCAAAAUGCACAUUGUCAGCGAGGAGUCACACGCCAGCCUUGAGCGGCCGGACUCUGCUGACUAUGAAGCUGCUCUCCUUGCACAAUACGACUCGGUUGGCAGCGACCUGAGAGCCCUUCUUCAGGAGUGGGAAUCCGGCAAGGCUGCACUGGUCGAUCAAGACCGACUUAGUACUGUGGACCGCUCGCGGCCACCAAGUACGUUGUUGAUGCCCAUGUCUCCCACUCCUAGCCUGGGAGGCUCCACAGCGGUCGAGGGCAGCCCAACCGAUGCCCUCAAAGCCUUGAACGGCGAGGGCCGGCCGGACCUGACCCAAACCUACGAUGACGAGGAGAUUUUCGAAGCCGUUGUCCUUCCUGCAUCAAGAAACAAGCGUGUCUCAUUGACCCGAGAUGAGCGUCUUGCACGUGUACGAGAAGAUCGUGCUAGACAGGCGACUGCUCGGGAAAAGGUCGAUGCAAAUACUAAUAUGCUUAAGGAGCUGGAAAUGGUGAUCAAGCAACGACCAGGGAACCACUCUUCCAAAAGGAACGCGAUCCUUAUAUUAGACUGCUGCCUCUUUCACCUUCACCCAAAUACAUACCCUUCCACUGUCUUCGCCCCCAUCCCCUCUAACAUCCUUUUUACGUUCCGAAAAUACCCUCACAUAUUCCUUCUACGACUCUCAAAACACACAAAUACCGACAAGAUGUUGGAAGCUCGUUUGGAACAGGCCAGCCUUCUGAAGCGCGUCGUCGACGCCAUCAAGGACCUCGUCCAGGACUGCAAUUUCGACUGCAAUGACUCCGGCAUCGCUCUCCAGGCCAUGGACAACUCCCACGUUGCCCUGGUCUCCAUGCUUCUCCGCGCGGAGGGCUUCUCCCCCUACCGCUGCGACCGUAACAUCGCCCUCGGCAUCAACCUGCUCUCCCUGACCAAGGUCCUCCGGGCCGCCCAGAACGAAGACAUCCUGACCCUCAAGGCUGAGGACUCGCCCGAUGCCGUUAACCUGAUGUUCGAGAGCGCCGAGACCGACCGCCUCAGCGAGUACGAUAUCAAGCUUAUGGACAUUGACCAGGAGCACCUGGCCAUCCCCGAGACCGAGUACGCUGCUACUGUCGAGAUGCCCUCUGCCGAGUUCCAGCGCAUUUGCAGAGAUCUCAACGCGCUCUCUGAGUCAGUCGUGAUUGAGGCCAGCAAGGAGGGUGUCAAGUUCUCAUGCCAGGGUGACAUCGGUAACGGCUCCGUCACCAUCCGCCAGCACACCAACGUCGACAAGCCCGAGCAGAACGUCGCCAUUUCCCUCUCCGAACCCGUCGCCCUGACAUUCUCCCUCAAGUACCUCGUCAACUUCUGCAAGGCCUCCAACCUGUCCUCGUCUGUGGUGCUGCACCUGUCCCAGGAGGUACCGCUCCUUGUCGAGUACGGUCUCGGCAGUGGCCACCUGCGGUUCUACCUGGCUCCCAAGAUCGGUGACGAAGAGUAA